GCCGGCGAGAGGCGAAGUCGCUCCUUUGGGCAUCUCCGGAGCGAAGCGAGGGGGAAAGGGAAGGAAGAUGCUGGUCUGGGCACCUCUUCUGGGGCUCCUGCCCCUGCUGCUCGAGGCUGCCCGGGGAGAGCCGGUGCCAGCUACGAUGUGUCCCAGAGGCCUUUCCUGGAGCAGAGACCUGGAAAAGUGUAUGGAUUGCGCUGUGUGUCAAACCCAGAACAAGAAUGACUUCUGCUCCACGUGUGGGGAUCCUCAACCUCCAGAUACACUCAAUUACUGGAUUCUCGUGGGAGCAUCGCUGGGGGCAGUAGUUCUGAUUUGUAUCAUUGGUGGGAUAAUAGCCUAUGCUCGUUGCCGGCGGCGAGAGAAAUUUACAACUCCAAUUGAAGAGACUGGAGGCCAUUCACCUCAGGAAUCACUGAUUCAUUGAAGAUCUUUGGGUCGGUGUUUCAGCUGACAAAGAAAGAGAGAGAGAUGAAUUCAACCUUGGAUUACCUCUAACUUUUCCUUAAAAACACCAGAAAGAUGUUUUUUUCCUCUGCCCCGGGAUUCUGGGGCAUUCCACAUUUGCACACACAAUGUUUUCGGGGUGGGGUGGGGUAUGGAGUCCUCUUUCCUGAGAUACAUUUCAGGGAGAAGUUGUGGUGAUCCCUUUUGUAAAGGUACAUCAACCUCCCCGUAAAAUUUUGAAGUGUUAGGGGGGAAGGAGUGAAAGGGCUCUUUUCUAAAUCCCCAGGAUCUAAUGCCCCAUAUUGGGGAGACAUUUUCACACUGGGGCAUAGCUGCGGGGAACCAGUUGCAGCUGCCGAAUCCCUCCCAGCUUGGAGGCCCUUUGGCAAGGAUGCUCACCGCAUCUACUGUUUGCUUCACUCUGGGGAGCCACUUUGGGUUAAACACAAAUGUGAUGAGUAGAUUUAUCUGUAUAUAAAGAAUAUAUUGGGUGCUGAGUCUCUCUGGGAGAGGAGCAGGGUCUUUGUUUCUACCUAGCUUCCCUUGUGCUUUUCUCCGCCAGUGGCUGGGCCACUAUGUGAAUCGGCCAAGUAGCCGCAGCUUAAGCCAACACUCACGGUCAUUCUUCUCUCCUUUUGCCCUCCUCCCCUAACCUUUGGUGCUCCCACAGAGAGGUUGAUAUUUAUGUCUUCUACUCUAACAUAACUUUAAUUUUCUGGUUGUGAAUUGAAAAAGCCAGCAGGAAAAAGAAAAGAAAAACCCUUGCAUGUCACUUCAUGAAACAGAGUUUGUGGAUUUUAAAAAAUAAAAUAAAAACUUCAUAAGAUAACACGAGGCACCUUAUUUUGGGAUGAAAAGUAUGGCGGUGGCUGGGACUAGCCCUGAGACCCGGUUGUAAGUCCUGGUAGAAACAAAAGUAGCAUUCAGAGGGCUUAGAGCACCUUACAUAAAUCGUCACUGUAGUCCAUACAGCUGUUGCAGAUUGCACAGUAGUUACAUGGAUUUCGAAGAUACUGUAAUCAAUUGCAAAUAUGGGCCAAGAUCCCAAGCAAGGCCUCCUAACUAAGGGGCAGAGUUUGAACAGGGGAUUUCCCAGCUGGCAGUCGUGGACAUUAUAGUACAUCAGCUCUCACUGAAAUCUUCCUAGUAAGAAUAUUUAUCUUGUAACCCUUUCUCUUUCACUUUAACAUACCUGUAACACAUUUACCUGCUCUUCCUCUAAACGAUGGCCCAAGAAAGUCCUCUCUCUAUGUUACGCCAGGCCUGCUUUACUGUCGAGAAAAAGAUUGCAUCCUGUGCUUGUGGCCGUUCUUUGGUUCGCCUCUCUUUUUUCCUAUUAAAAAAUGUUAAAGUCUUCCCCCCCGCCCCCCGCUU
Messenger RNA from Eublepharis macularius, 1824 nucleotides. RefSeq names its product TNF receptor superfamily member 12A (gene TNFRSF12A). The transcript has 5 exons. Lineage: Eukaryota; Metazoa; Chordata; Lepidosauria; Squamata; Eublepharidae. The record is from RefSeq and is a predicted model, not a curated record. Gene Ontology annotation, cellular component: plasma membrane. Gene Ontology annotation, molecular function: protein binding. The coding region runs from base 68 to 430 and encodes 120 amino acids. Gene Ontology annotation, biological process: positive regulation of apoptotic process.